UUUCUCGGACACAUAUAAGGCCCCGCCCGCUACCUCGAGUCGCGCGAGUCUGGGAGCAGCAGUCUCACACUGAAUUUAGAACUUUCGCAUCCCAACCAGCAACCUCGAUCUCCCACAAAAUGGCAACUUCUGUCAAGAAUCAGCUGAUUGUGAAUGUCCUAAAGGAAGACCAGGUUCCCCAAAACAAGAUCACUGUUGUUGGGGUUGGUGCAGUUGGCAUGGCAUGUGCCAUCAGUAUCUUAAUGAAGGAUUUGGCUGAUGAACUUGCCCUAGUUGAUGUAAUAGAAGACAAACUAAAGGGAGAGAUGAUGGAUCUCCAACAUGGCAGCCUUUUCCUCAAAACGCCAAAGAUUGUUUCUGGCAAAGACUACAGUGUGACUGCAAACUCCAGGCUGGUUGUUGUUACGGCUGGGGCACGUCAACAGGAGGGAGAAAGUCGUCUUAAUUUGGUCCAGCGCAAUGUGAAUAUCUUUAAAUUCAUCAUUCCCAAUAUUGUUAAAUACAGCCCUCAUUGCAAGCUGCUGAUUGUUUCCAAUCCAGUGGAUAUUUUGACCUAUGUGGCCUGGAAGCUAAGUGGCUUUCCUAAGAACCGUGUUAUUGGGAGUGGCUGCAAUCUGGAUUCUGCCCGUUUUCGUUACCUAAUGGGGGAGAGACUUGGUGUUCAUUCUUCAAGUUGUCAUGGGUGGGUCCUUGGCGAACAUGGAGACUCCAGUGUUCCUGUGUGGAGUGGUGUGAAUGUUGCUGGUGUCUCUCUGAAGAAUCUUUAUCCUGCUUUGGGAACUGAUGCUGAUUCAGAGAAUUGGAAAGAAGUUCAUAAACAGGUGGUUGACAGUGCUUAUGAGGUGAUCAAACUGAAGGGCUAUACUUCCUGGGCCAUUGGCUUGUCUGUGGCUGAUCUGGCAGAAACCAUUAUGAAGAAUCUUAGGAGAGUGCAUCCAAUUUCUACCAUGAUUAAGGGCCUAUAUGGCAUUAAUGAGGAUGUCUUCCUUAGUGUCCCGUGUGUCUUGGGGCAGAAUGGCAUUUCAGAUGUGGUGAAAGUAACCCUGAAUCCGGAGGAAGAAGGCCGUUUGAAGAAGAGUGCGGACACUCUUUGGGGAAUCCAGAAGGAGCUGCAAUUUUAAAGCCUUUUAAUGUGCUGCCAUUUUGCCAUAGAGAACAUGACAGUGGUUAAGGGGUUAUGUAUGAUGUGCUUUUCAAACAGGUCAAAACCUUCCUCUGACUAGUGAUUGAACACCAGAAAUGUAAAACCUGUGAACACACUCUCGUCCCUUCCUAAAGUUAGAAAUGGGGAAUAGUACAGCGUGACUACUAUUUGUUAAACCUUGUUGUCAUUUGUGUAUGAUGCUGGGUAUGACUUGUAUAGUCUUAGUAGCUGGUCUCAAGCAGAUCCAGCGCCCCACAGGUGUAGAACUGCCUGCCUUGUAUGGAAGUGCUACAGGUUCCCCUAGGGCCAGGAGACAACAUUCCUCGAUACAAAACACCAUAUAGUAGUAACACUUUAUUGAUGCAUUGAUUACCUUUGUGCCCCCCUCCAUUAGGGCUCUACAGCAUGGCCCCAUGUAUCACCUUUCCAGAGGACCUGAUUUUGUCUACCUAUAUAUAUAUAUCUAUAUAUAUAUAUAUAUAUAUAUCUCAAUAGUUGUAAAUUUCCAUGUUAUAAAAGAUCUAUAUAUGUGCAACGAUGCAACCAAUUCCUCAAGUGUCAUACUAACCCUAAAUACUGAAUAAACAACAAAUAACUGAUUA
This is a messenger RNA of Vombatus ursinus (common wombat), 1746 nucleotides long. It is a transcript of the gene LDHA, whose product is annotated as lactate dehydrogenase A. Lineage: Eukaryota; Metazoa; Chordata; Mammalia; Diprotodontia; Vombatidae. Gene Ontology annotation, cellular component: cytoplasm. Gene Ontology annotation, molecular function: L-lactate dehydrogenase (NAD+) activity. The transcript is spliced from 8 exons. Gene Ontology annotation, biological process: carboxylic acid metabolic process. The record is from RefSeq and is a predicted model, not a curated record. The coding region runs from base 120 to 1121 and encodes 333 amino acids.